Botrytis sinoallii is the source of this 2735-nucleotide messenger RNA. RefSeq lists its product as uncharacterized. The record is from RefSeq and is a predicted model, not a curated record. The transcript is spliced from 7 exons. Lineage: Eukaryota; Fungi; Ascomycota; Leotiomycetes; Helotiales; Sclerotiniaceae. Bases 150 to 2069 code for a protein of 639 amino acids.
GUAAAGUCAAUUCAAUUUGUGAACACAAUACUUUACCGUUAUCACAAUCGCUCAACGUGCUUAAUACAUCUGAUUCAAGACUCCGAAUGUCAUAACAGUAUUGCUGUUCAUUCUUGAUAUCUGUAAAAGGAUUCAACUCGUGAUCAACAAUGCCUGGAGAUUCUGAAAUUUGGGAGGUCAGUGAUGAUUCCUCCACAUCGGGAACUGACACGGAGAACGAUUCACCUCCUACUGUUGACAGAUCUCGCAGCAGCUUGAAUACACCUUUUGUGACAACCCAAGAAGAUGCAUUUGUGAAAUUGAAAACAAAUCUCCGGGACCAUUUUGAUAAUAUAAGCAUUGGUACUACAUUCUCCCACCAAGGUAUCCUUCCGAACGCACCCAAUCCAGGAAUUUCUCUUCACGGCUAUGGUACAAUUGAAUUCCCGCUCACUGAUCAUGACUUUGAAAGAAUAAUGGCAGCAAGCGAUUCAGAAUCUGGCGAGUCCUCUGGAGAUACACUUACUCCUUCUCAUGUGUAUACCAUUCCCGGCAACAAGAUCGCUACGAGAAACCCCGCUUGGACAUCAGUGGUUCAAUCUAUAGUAGAAAAAGUGAAGAUUGGGCUGGGAUUGGAGAAUAAGAGUGCUCAUGCAGAGCUGUGUGCUCUCGUGUAUCACUCACCUGGAAGUACCGCAGAGAUUACCAACUCGGUUGUGAUGCCAUCUAGACACAACUUUGGAAUAUUAGACAUCAUUCUGCCAUCUGCUAGAGGAAGCGAAAAGUUCAUUCUUGAACACAAUGGGAAGAAACUCCAAUUACACAACAACGGAUGUUCCGAAUGGGACUGCUCAUUUCUCUCAUGGGUUUUCACAGAUAUAUCGGUUAAGAGUAAAUCAUUAUCUUCAGACCACCGCCUUAUCCUCAGGUAUGAUCUUCAGCAUACCAUACCGGAAGAGACUAGUUCCGCUACAGCUAUAGAAGCCUCAUUGUCUAAUCUACAAAGCAUAUUGCAACCCUGGACAAGAGACCGCGUGUUAGUCCCACAAGAUAUACUGGGAUAUGUGCUUUCAGAAGCCGACCAAUCUGAUAUUUCCCUUCAUAAGCUCCGUGGAAAGGAUCGUCUUGUUGUCAAUCAACUCAAGGAAGUCUGCGCGGGAAGCAAUUUUGAGCUCUACUUUGCAACAUUACAGAAAGAAGCCAGUGGCCCAGCUGAAUCGUCUGGAGAUGACUAUUAUGGUUACGAUGAAUCAGUCGACAAAAGUCACGUCAUGGUGGAAGUUGAAGAGGAAUCAUUACACCUCACCAAACUUGUGAAUCUCGAUGGUGAACUGCUACGUGCAGAUUGUGGGUUUCUUGAUGAAGUAAACCUCAUCAACGAUGACGACCCUUUUGACGGUGCCUGCACGGAUACAGAGAACUACGAUGAUGAAUACAUGACAAAAUAUUAUGGUGCUCCUAUGGUAGUCCUCAUACCUCGAGCUUCUCGAUUCCAAUUCAUGUUAGGCAAAUUAAAUAAAUGGGACAGUGACAGAAACGAAUGUGUCCUCAAGUAUAUGGCAGAUCUGGGGGAAAUAACUUCCGAAUCCCCUGCCGCUGACCGGGAAGACAUGAAAAAAGUAUGCGAAAUAGUACUUGCGAAAAGCGAAAGCGGUUGGCCGAGUAAUGUCCUAUCGGGGUUCUCGCAUAGGGUAUAUCUCUUGGUAAUCAGCUCGAUAAUAGACCUUGAUGACAAAGUACUCCUUGAACGCACGUUACCAACUUGCUUCUCAGGUCCUGAGUAUCAGCCGUUACUAGAUAAAUUAAGGGAGAAAAAGGGACCUCUAUGGAUGCUGGCUAGAGCCGAAUCAUAUAUUGCUGCGAUUCCCGCUCUCGGUAGUCGGUGCAAAGCGAUUGAAAAUCUAUCUCAAUAUCAAAUGGAGACCGAUUGGUCCUCCAAUCAAUAUGAAUUAGCAUUAUCGGCAUGUGCCCCAUCUCUGGGUGUAUCUGAUGUGGCACAAUUGAUUCAAGUAGCAAGAGUAUUGUCUGAGAAACAGAUCAUCGAAAUUUAUGCCCCUUAUGAUUAUUUAUCGAGAACCUCCACUAAUUGACGUCAGUUUCCUUCCAGCCAUCAAACCGUGUUUGAAUAAGCAACAAAUGCUGUGCUCAAUCUUGACGCAUAUCUCAAGAAGUCUCUCAUUAAGCAAACGCACACCGCUGCCACUUGAUCUAGUGUUUAAAGAAAUAUUAGCAACUAAUAUUGGUAGAUUGGAGUUAUUGAAUCUCAGAGACUGGCCAGACGAUAUUUCCUCAACAGAAGGCGAGGCAGGCUACCAUGUCAGAUACGCACUAGGUAAAACGUGGCAACAGCGGAAGUAUCGGAGCAUAGCCCUCGUUGUUUGUCUGGCUUACCAAAAAGAGAUGUUCCUCGAGCUCGAGUAUCUCUUCAGAGGACUUUGCGACCAAGUUCAGUCUGUAAAAUGGGCUUCUUUUAAUGAUACAUUCAUGCCAUUCCUCGAAGCUCUGGCUAAUUCUAUACGCGAUGUUAUCCCGACCGCAUUCAAUGCACCAUUAUUCAAGCAACUUUUUCAGACUAUUGUCGGCUCGUAUGUCAUACGUUAUCAUGAAGAAAAGCCUGUCAAGCCCGUAAGAUGGACUCGCGACAUUCGAGGAUGCAACUCGAACUGCCCAGACUGCAGAUUACUAGAUCAAGUUUUAUUAGACCCUACUCGAAAAAAGUAUGUGUUCUAUUUAAACGCACAACGAAGACAGCAUUU